AAUGUCUUCCCAACCGAAACUCCGGAUCCUCUGCCUUCACGGAUAUCGACAAUGCGAUCAAUCAUUCCGGCAAAAGACGGGAUCCACUCGGAAGCUCGUCAAAUCUCUAGCAGAGUUUGAAUUUGUGAAUGGAGUUCAUUCUGUGGCGGUAGAUGAACAUGUUGAUUCCAGUCGAGCGUGGUGGUUUUCAAACAACGAAGCGAUGAGCUUCUCCUCUCGGGAAUCUACGGAAGUAGCUGUUGGAUUCGAAGAAUCUGUGGCCGCAGUUGUCAAGUUUAUUGAAGAAAAUGGGCCAUUCGAUGGGUUACUGGGUUUCAGUCAAGGAGCUUCUAUGGUUCACUUGCUCAUUGCCAAGGCACAACUCGGUGAAAUCAAACUUCCCGGAAUCCGAUUUGCCAUUUUCUUCUCCGGAUUCCUGAGUCUCUCUUCCAAACAUGACUCCUUGACAUUACUCCGAAUCAAAGAAUUCCCAUCGAUGCACGUAUUCGGUGACGCGGACGAGAUCGUGGCGAGACCAAAAAGCGAGAAAAUGGCAGACAUGUUUGACGUUGAACCGUUGCGGAUAGCUCACGAUGGGGGGCAUGUUGUACCGUCGAUGUCAAAGCACAAGGAGAAGAUUGCCGGAUUUAUGAGAGAGCAAUUGGAUAGGAAGAUUGAAAAUAAUUGAUUUUCUAUAGGAAUAAUAAAUUGGCUUUGGUU
This is a messenger RNA of Caenorhabditis elegans, 699 nucleotides long. RefSeq names its product Esterase C25G4.2 (gene C25G4.2). The transcript has 3 exons. NCBI's taxonomy places the organism in Eukaryota, Metazoa, Nematoda, Chromadorea, Rhabditida, Rhabditidae. Bases 2 to 667 code for a protein of 221 amino acids. The record is from RefSeq and is marked reviewed.